Messenger RNA from Nicotiana attenuata, 708 nucleotides. RefSeq lists its product as uncharacterized. The transcript is spliced from 2 exons. Gene Ontology annotation, molecular function: DNA helicase activity. The coding region runs from base 1 to 708 and encodes 235 amino acids. The record is from RefSeq and is a predicted model, not a curated record. Gene Ontology annotation, biological process: telomere maintenance; DNA repair. Lineage: Eukaryota; Viridiplantae; Streptophyta; Magnoliopsida; Solanales; Solanaceae.
AUGAAUGCUAAAGAUAUUCGUUUUAUGGCUUUAAAUCAUAUCAAUGAUAUUUUGCAUUUGAUGGGACAUGAUAUUAAUGAAUAUAAUCUAAUUCCUGAGAAAAUUAAACCUUCAGCUGCUGUAAGAGAAACCAAUGACUAUCAUUUUGAAAGAAACAUCAUUGUUAGAGAAGAAGAUUUGCUUCUAGAGAGAAAAUUAAAUAUCGAACAACGAAAAGCGUAUGACACGAUUCUUAAUAGAAUAUUUUCUAACAAAUCAGGAGCAUUUUUCCAUAUAUUUCUUACAAAUACAGAGGCAUUUUUCAUUGAUGGACCUGGAGGAACUGAAAAAACUUUUCUAUACCGUGCUUUAUUAGCUGCUGUACGAUCAAAAGGUUUUGUCGCUUUAGCAACAGCAAGUUCAGGUGUUGCAGCUUCGAUCCUCCCAGGAGGACGAACUGCUCACUUCCGUUUUAAAUUUCCUAUUGAUAUCGAUGAACAAUAUUCUUGCAAUAUUAGUAAUCAAAGCGCACUUGCAACUUUAAUACGUGAUGCAAAACUAAUUGUCUGGGAUGAAGUAUCUAUGGCAAAAAAGAAAGUGAUAGAAACUUUUGAUAUUCUGAUGAAGGAUUUAAUGGAUACAAAUGCUCUAUUUGGAGAAAAGUGGUCGUUUUCGGUGGUGAUUUUAGACAAACUCUCCCAGUGGUUAGGAGUGGAANAAUUAAACUAA